Vicugna pacos (alpaca) is the source of this 2198-nucleotide messenger RNA. Lineage: Eukaryota; Metazoa; Chordata; Mammalia; Artiodactyla; Camelidae. The record is from RefSeq and is a predicted model, not a curated record.
AUGGUAGCCCACGAAGGGGUUCGUCAGUGCCGCGGCCCCCACAGCGUCACCGCAGCAGGGACUAUAAGAGACCAGCAUCGCUUCACCAGCGAGGGCUGUGAUACCGUCCCUAUUUCGCUUCCGGGCGGGGCUAAGGUCCGCUCCGCAGCAAAGCAGGCAAGAGGCAAAGAAGAACUUCGUGGGAGUCGGCCCGGGCUGGCGGUGGGUGAGUCGAGGGACCCGGGGCUGCAGACCCACCGCGAUGGCUUCGCUCCCCGCAGCCGCGAACUGGACGGAGGUGCAGGAACAGCGGGAGCGGACGCCGGGAGCCUGAGCGCUGCGUUCCAGCCAGGGGCAGGCACGGGGGUGGCUGAGCCUGGGUGGCUGCAACUGCUAGUCCAAGCUGGCAAUCUUUCUGCUUCCUCCUCCACGUUGGGACUGGCCGCCGCCACCCCGGCGCCUUCGCAGCCCCGGGCCAACCUCACCAACCAGUUCGUGCAGCCGUCCUGGCGCAUCGCGCUCUGGUCCCUAGCGUACGGCGUGGUGGUGGCCGUGGCGGUCUUCGGGAAUCUUAUCGUCAUCUGGAUCAUCCUGGCCCACAAGCGCAUGAGGACCGUUACCAACUACUUCCUCGUGAACUUGGCUUUUUCCGAUGCCUCCAUGGCCGCCUUCAACACCUUGGUCAACUUCAUCUAUGCGCUCCACAGCGAGUGGUACUUCGGCGCCAACUACUGUCGCUUCCAGAACUUCUUUCCUAUCACAGCGGUGUUCGCCAGCAUCUACUCUAUGACGGCCAUAGCGGUGGACAGGUAUAUGGCCAUUAUUGAUCCCUUGAAACCCAGACUUUCUGCCACAGCAACCAAGAUUGUCAUUGGAGGUAUCUGGAUUCUUGCAUUUCUACUGGCCUUCCCUCAGUGUCUUUACUCUAAAACCAAGGUCUUGCCGGGCCGUACUCUUUGCUAUGUGCAAUGGCCAGAAGGUCCCAAACAACAUUUCACUUACCAUAUUAUUGUCAUUAUACUGGUGUACUGUUUCCCAUUGCUCGUCAUGGGUAUCACAUACACCAUUGUCGGAAUCACUCUCUGGGGAGGAGAGAUCCCUGGAGACACCUGUGACAAGUAUCAUGAGCAGCUAAAGGCUAAAAGGAAGGUUGUAAAAAUGAUGAUUAUUGUUGUGGUGACAUUUGCCGUCUGCUGGCUGCCCUAUCAUAUUUACUUCAUCCUCACUGCAAUCUAUCAGCAACUAAAUAGGUGGAAAUAUAUUCAGCAGGUCUACCUGGCUAGCUUUUGGCUGGCAAUGAGCUCCACCAUGUACAACCCCAUCAUCUACUGCUGUCUGAAUAAGAGAUUUCGAGCUGGCUUCAAGAGAGCAUUUCGCUGGUGUCCUUUCAUCAAAGUUUCUAGCUAUGAUGAGCUGGAGCUCAAGACCACCAGGUUUCAUCCAACUCGGCAAAGCAGCCUGUACACUGUGACCAGGAUGGAGUCCAUGACAGUGGUGUGUGACCCCAGUGAGGUGGACAACGCCAAAUCCAGUCGGAAGAAGAGAGUGACUCCAAGAGACCCAAGCUCCCAUGGCUGCACCCGCAGGAAUUCCAAAUCCGCCUCCACCACUUCAAGUUUCAUAAGCUCACCCCACACCUCUGUGGAUGAAUAUUCCUAAAUCCAUUCCUGAGCUGAAACAGUAGUAUGACACCACCACGGUGCCACCACAGGCCCGCAUGCCCCUGACUGCUUACCACUCUGUCCUGAAUACUCUCUGGAAACAGAAGGGCAAUUUCUUGGUAGCUAUGUUUCAGAUGAGAAAGGUAGCAUAUACAUGUAACAAAGGCAGUAUUAAGAUAUUUGCCCACUCAAAAAUAAAGAGGGCUUUAAAUUUACUCUUUGAAAACUCUAAAUUAUUAUAUGUAACAGAAAAAUGUAUCUGAAAAUUCUUGUAAAGUGUUCCAUUUUUCUCACUUAAAAAUUGUAGUAUACAUUUGUGACGCUAAAGUAACACACAAUUUUUCCAAAAGAUUAAACAAGUUUUAAAAGCUUUAAAACAUAAUAAAAGUGAAUAAAAAUGAAGCCUAUAUAAAAUUAAACUUUUUCAUCUUCAGCUGUAAAACAGGAAAAAGUUAUACGAUUAAUUUUAUCACUAGAAUGAUGGAAAAUUAACCUCCAAAAGUAAGAUUUAAUAAAAAUCUUUCUGCAGAAGAACUCAUUCUGUGGAAUAAAAAAUUU